This is a messenger RNA of Sciurus carolinensis (gray squirrel), 1027 nucleotides long. RefSeq names its product glycophorin A (MNS blood group) (gene Gypa). The coding region runs from base 282 to 692 and encodes 136 amino acids. NCBI's taxonomy places the organism in Eukaryota, Metazoa, Chordata, Mammalia, Rodentia, Sciuridae. Gene Ontology annotation, cellular component: membrane. The record is from RefSeq and is a predicted model, not a curated record. The transcript is spliced from 8 exons.
GUUUUUGCAAACCUCAGAGUGCUCAAAGAAUAGGUCAAGUUCUCAAACAUAGAAGAGAUCACUCCAUCUAGAACUGCGAGGCUUUCCACAUGUAAAUGAGAAGACUCGCGCUUAACAACUUGGCAUCAUUUAAAAUGCGGCCCAAAGCCUAUCAACCGACAGCAGCCUCACGACCAGUGGGCAGGAAAGAUAACAGUCUACGUGGGGCCAGAUGCUGACGCUUUCGGUCCUCCUUGGUGGUUUUCUUGCACUGACUUUGCAAGCCAGCUCGUAAUCCCACGAUGUAUGAGAAAAUAACUGUUGCAUUACUAUUGUCAGGUUAUAUUUUUACAUCAAGUGCCAACCCUACAAAUACAACAGAAAGUUUUCAAGGUUCUUCCGCACCACUAAGCCCAGGAAAAGGUUUACAAGAGUCCACUCCUACAAUGAGUUCUGAAGAGUUUCCUGUCACCACAAGACCCUCCUUCCCAGGAGACAAACAAGGGAGAAAACAAAUUGAACACCUUUUCUCUGAACCAGUGAUAAUACUCAUUAUUUUUGGGGUAAUGUUCGGUAUCAUUGGAACAAUCCUUUUAAUUUCUUUCGUUAUCAGUCGACUGAUAAAGAAAAGUUCACUGGACAUAAAACCUCCCUCCUUGGAAGACACGGACUUGCCUUUAAAUUCCAUGGAAAUGGGGCAAACAGAAGAGUAGCCAAAGAGAAUGUGCUCACCAAGCCAAAUUUUGGAAGAACUCAAAGAACACACAAGAUUUCAGUCAAGUGAAGAAUGAUCACAGGAAUUGGACCCAUCGACAGAUUAUGUAGCUACCUAAGUUGUACCAUUUCAGAAAGCAAAUUUCAUCAGAAUGUAUUUCAGAGAGUCAACCCUAGGGAAAAAAAAUCUCUGCUCAUUAAUACUUCAAGAUAAAGAGCACAUAUUUCCUUGCAUGCUCAUUUUUGUGUUAGCAUAAUUUUUAUAGUUAAUUGCUUUAUGAUUUCUGACCCAAAAUUUCUGUUGAAUUCAUCUGCUGUUUCUUUAAAACUGACU